GGACCCUACAUUGUUGAGCCCAGCCUCCUCUCUAACUGAGGCAUCUGCCAGAUCCCCAAGCUAGAGGGCCAGCAUCUUUGUCAUUGAGUCCCUGCUCUGCAGAAACACCAGGAAGUCAUUUCUGGUGAGGACCAUGUCCCUGUUUCCAUCACUCCCUCUCCUUCUCCUGAGUGUGUUAGCAGCAUCUUACUCAGAAACUGUGACCUCUGAGGAUGCCCCAAAGACCUGUCCCGCGGUGAUUGCCUGCAGCUCUCCAGGCAUCAACGGCUUCCCAGGAAAAGAUGGGCGUGAUGGCACCAAGGGAGAAAAGGGGGAGCCAGGCCAAGGACUCAGAGGCUUGCAGGGCCCUCCUGGAAAGUUGGGGCCUCCAGGAAAUCCAGGGCCUUCUGGGUCACCAGGGGCCAAGGGCCAAAAAGGAGACCUUGGAGCCUGUCCAGAUUGUGAUAGUAGCCUGGCUAACUCAGAAAGAAAAGCUCUGCAAAGAGAAAUGAAUCUUAUCAAAAAGUGGGUAACCUUCUCUCUGGGCAAACGAGUUGGAAAGAAGCUCUUCCUGACCAAUGGUGAAACAAUGACCUUUGACAAAGUGAAGGCCCUGUGUGCCCAAUUCCAGGCCUCUGUGGCCACCCCCAUGAAUCAGGCAGAGAACACAGCCAUCCAGAAUCUGGUCAAGGAAGAAGCCUUCCUGGGCAUCACUGAUGAGGAGACAGAAGGGCAGUUCGUGGAUCUGACAGGAAGAAGAGUGACCUACACAAACUGGAACGAGGGUGAGCCCAACAAUGUCAAUUCCAAGGAAGACUGUGUAAUGCUCCUGAGAAGUGGCCGGUGGAAUGAUAUCCCCUGUUCCUCCUCCCUUCUGGCUGUCUGCGAGUUCCCUGUCUGAAGGGUCCCAUGACUCGAGCCCCCCUUGUCUUUUUACUGUAACCUACAGGCCCACAGUCUGUUUGGAAAGAUAAAUUUUGUCAAUUUCCCCAUAUCCAAUGUUGUUGUUCCUUUGUGGGCAAUCACUAAAAAUGAUCACUAAUAGCACCACCACCAAUAAAGCAAUAAUAGAAGUAGUAAGAGUAGCAGUAGUAGUAGUCAUACUAAUUAUAUUUUUAAUAUAUACUAUGAGACAGACACUAUCUUUUGUAUACUACAUUAAUUAUCUAGUUUAAUUAAGCUAUAGUAUUUUUUAUAGUGUUCUCUUGCUGCAAUAUAAAAAUAAGAUGGAUUUAUUUUUCCAUUUACAACAAACCCCUGUGCUCUGUUGAGCCUUCCUUUUUCUUUGGGUUGAAGGCUCCCUAAUGACA
Molecule: messenger RNA, 1289 nt
Organism: Saimiri boliviensis boliviensis (Bolivian squirrel monkey)
Lineage: Eukaryota; Metazoa; Chordata; Mammalia; Primates; Cebidae
Gene: MBL2
Product: mannose binding lectin 2
Cellular component (GO): multivesicular body
Source: RefSeq, a predicted model, not a curated record